Messenger RNA from Drosophila ananassae, 1274 nucleotides. It is a transcript of the gene Obp46a, whose product is annotated as general odorant-binding protein 66. The record is from RefSeq and is a predicted model, not a curated record. Bases 607 to 1203 code for a protein of 198 amino acids. Lineage: Eukaryota; Metazoa; Arthropoda; Insecta; Diptera; Drosophilidae. The transcript is spliced from 4 exons.
GGAAACGGAGAUGCAACGCGAGCCGCUGGCGGCGGGGAGACCGGCAGUUGGACUAUUUAUGAUGUAUUUCUCGGUUAAUUAGUUGCAGCUGAAAACAGAGGCUAGGGAGUGGGACUAGGAGGGACUCGGGGCUCCGAAAUGGGAGUGGGAUUGGGCAGGGGCAUGGGAAUGAAGUAAUGCUUCCGCAUGCAUUUGCUAUGAGUAGAGACAUUGCAUCCCGAUCGCUUUCCAGAAGAAAGUGCGUGCCACGGUGCGUUUUUUUGCUAUAUUUGGAUAAUGCGCCGCUUGAUCGGUGAUGGAUGCCUGCGCCUUUUCAUCAUUUAUCUUCGAGUGCAGCGGGCUAAUGGAACUGCAAUGGGUUCCUGGAACUGGAGCGGAACGAUAAUGAUGACGACGCAUGCAUGAGGAUGACGCUGCACCCGAAUUCCAAUUUCAGACGCCUCUGACUCCACUACUCCCCGGCUGUAGUGGGGCGAUUUCGGGCAUUAUAAUUAAAAACAUAAAUUAAGCCUCAAAUUAAAAGCCAUCAAAUGUUACGCAAAAUUACACUUCCAUAGGGGCUAUUUCGAUAUAAAGCCUCUCAAUUGUGGUCCCAGACUGUUCACAAUGUUUAAAGUUCGGAAUGGUUUCCUCUUCCUGGUCUUGGCCAUUGGGGUUAUGGGCAGAAAUACUUCCUCCGAUCUGGACGAGGAUUGCGAAUUGAAUGCGGUUGAUACUAUGCACGAUUUCUGCUGCGACCUGCACGAGGAGGGACCACAGUUCACAGAAUGCCAGAGAGAAUGGCAUGACAAGAUUCAGUACUCCACGGAUGAGGAGGAACAGAGCUAUAUGUUUUGCACUGCAGAAUGCACUUUUAACAGCACCGAGAUUCUGGGCAAGAAUCGUCAGUCUCUCCGACUUCGUCAGGUGAAGAAUCACCUGGAAUCCUACCUGGUAAACGAUGCUGAUGUGGAUCUACUUUAUGCUACCUACGUAAAGUGCGACAAACAUGCAAUUUCCCUAAUGCCACACACGGGUGUCAAGAAGCUGGCCAAGCGCCUGUCCUCAUAUGGCUGUCAUCCAUACCCUGGCCUGGUCUUCGAGUGCGUGGCGAACGAGAUGAUCCUCAACUGCCCAGCCAAGAAAUUCCAGCAAACAGCCGCUUGCAAAGAGACCAGAAAUUAUUUGAAACAGUGCAUGCAGUACCUAAAGUACAAGGCCUAGAGGUCCUUGAGAACAAAAAUCAUACAGAAAUACACAGCACAUGCAGCUUACAUUUUUAUUGUACUUUGCUA